UUGUCAGUGACUUCUUGUUAGCCAGCAACAUGCCUGGCUAACAACAACGUGCAGACACAGGGGCAGCUGAUACAGAUUUUUAUAGCUGUGAAAUCCCGUAAUGCUCAUCAGUGAUGCUGUGGUAAGGCUGCAAGCAGAGAGCAACUAAACAACCCUGUCUUGCAGACCAGAAGGGAUGUCAGAAGAGCCAGAUCUACAAGAAGAGGUAGGUCCCAUGAAGCUGUUGGAAGAGUUUGCCCCUACACUUGUCUAGUGAACGUGAGCCCUUAAGGAAUCUAAAAAAACAAACCCAGAAGAUCUUCUGAUCAUCUAAAUACAUCCCAUCCAAAUCCAAAAAUGAAGAAAACCUGAAGCUACAUUACAGCUGGAAUUGUCCCAUGAUCCAGGUUUUUUUUCAAGUUCUGGAGGUAGCAGGGCAUUUGCUUGCUAACUGAACUGAAACUUGUGCUCCACCUUGGAAAGAUCUGCAGUGAGAGACAUUCACCUUCACAUACCCCACAGUUCUCUGCAUCAGAAGAAAGGGACUUCAUGUGCAAGAGUGGUUCAAGAUGAUGAUGUAACCUUGAUAACGCUGAAGGUCUCCUGAGAAUAACUGACUUUGUAAAAGGCUUCUCCCUCCCCUCCUCUUCCUUUUUUUUUUUUUUUUUUUUAAAUAACUUCCUCUCAGAAACUGCAGGCAAGAUGCCAGCCAAGACACCCAUCUACUUGAAAGCUGCUAACAAUAAGAAAGGGAAGAAAUUCAAACUAAGGGAUAUCUUGUCUCCUGAUAUGAUCAGUCCACCACUUGGAGAUUUUCGUCACACCAUACACAUUGGAAAAGAGGGACAACAUGAUGUUUUUGGAGACAUCUCCUUUUUGCAGGGCAACUACGAGCUAUUGCCUGGAAAUGAAGGAGAAACCAGAGUUAGCCAGUCUGGUGGCCACAAUGAAUUCUUAAGGGCAAACAGCACUUCUGAAUCCAUGUUUACAGAAACUCCAUCACCAGUGCUCAAAAAUGCUAUUUCCCUUCCUGCCAUUGGGGGUUCUCAAGCCCUUACGUUGCCCUUAUUGUCACCAGUGACAUUUAAUUCAAAGCAAGAAUCCAUCAGAUCAUCAAGAAAUCCUAGGCUUAGCUGUGAGCCCGUAAUAGAAGAAAAAUUGCAGGAGAAAAGUAAACAGAUGGAGGAUGGAGAAACAUACAAAGAUGACAUAUGGGAGCAAAAUGGUGGUUCUUCGCAUUUUACUAAUGGUAGAGAUAGUCACUCAUCCAGCUUUUCUGAACGAUGCACGGAUUGGCAAACAGUUGAUUUAUUUGAUGACGGUCAACUUUCAUGUGAACUAACCAAGGCAAAGACUAAGUCAGAAGAAUCCCUUUCAGAUCUUGCAGGCUCUCUUCUCUCAUUACAACUUGACUUGGGACCUUCACUUUUGGAUGAGGUCCUCAAUGUAAUGGACAAGAAUAAAUCUUAGAACUGGUACUCCCUUGCUUCUUUAUAAGUGAUUCACUUAAACAAAAACAAACAAAAAAACAUAGUUCAAAAGUAGAGACACUUAAAAAUCAGCUGUAUUUGCAGUUGUUUGACGGGUUUUCUAAAAAUAUUCUUAAAAUACUAUUUUUUUACCUAUUGUUUUUCAUUAUUUUUAUUACACUAAAUUCUCAUAGCAGGAAGGUAAAUUUUAAUAACAGUUUUCAACAAAUAUGAAACGUUUUUAAGUACCAGUAUUAAUGAUCAGAAACUUAAGAAACAGUUUGAGGAUGAUACUGAUUGUGACAUUUGGUUAGUUCACUUCUAUGGGCUUCUGAAUAUAUGAGAAUCUCUAAGGGUCAGAAAGGAGACUGAUAUUAAUUACUCACUUUUAUAAAUUAUUACGACAUCACUUUACAUGUAGACCUCUUUCUAGAACCUUGUGUUUGAGGGUUUGAUAGUGUUUUUCUUCAUUUUUUCCAUAGUACCAUUUCUGUUAUACCUUCACUGUAACUACUUUCUCGGUCUUAUACUACCAUUCUGUAUUCAGAUGUGAACAAUUUGAAGGCUUUUUCAGUUUGAACACCUGGUCCAGAGUCUCAGCUGCUUUAAAUGAGUAUGCACAAAUUUACACAAGUUGAGGCUUGGGCCUGACAUUGUAUAUGAAAUGAUAUGUUGUAAACAGGUGACACAUGCAAGAUAUUAUGGUUAAAUUAUUUUAAAAGUUGAAAUAUAUUUUUUGUGUGCAUAUUGGUUUUUUACUGCAGAGCCUACACAUACAGCAUCUCAUCAAAAUAGUUGCUUGGCAUUAUUGGUGGUCUUCUGAAAAUUGUAUAUUUGUGUGUUUGAAAAGAAGUAUGUAUUGAUACUCCUCGCUUUUUUUCUUCAUUUAUUGCCACACAUGCUUAAACUUGCAACCGAGUAUUUUAAUUUUUGAAGAAGGCACUGGUUAUUCACAAUGCUUGUGAUGUGUGCUGCAACAGCCAAUGUUUUGGGAAAUGUGGAUCCUUUAAUACAGUACCUACAUGGAUUGCAUAGAUAUCUUGUGCAAUAUAAUAAACAAAACUUUAAAUUGC
This is a messenger RNA of Aptenodytes forsteri (emperor penguin), 2521 nucleotides long. RefSeq names its product CDC42 effector protein 3 (gene CDC42EP3). The transcript has 2 exons. The record is from RefSeq and is a predicted model, not a curated record. The coding region runs from base 682 to 1449 and encodes 255 amino acids. NCBI's taxonomy places the organism in Eukaryota, Metazoa, Chordata, Aves, Sphenisciformes, Spheniscidae.